AUGUCAUCGCCGCACGAGAACCGGACCAGAAAGACCGCCGCCUGGGAAUGCUCCAAAAUCGAUUUCAAGAGCUUUACAGGGAGUGGCGCAGACAGCCAGGCAGUUCAAGAUCUCAUGACAUCCCUGGAGAUUUCCAAAUAUUGUGGCAAGUACAAAGGCGAUCCCAAGGCUGAGGCGGCCCAGAAUCCCACUUGCCUUGCUUUUUGGGCAGGCAUGGAGGCCCACAUGCAGCUCCAGAGGGAGGGAGUGAAGCCCGUGUUCAACAACAUGAUGGUUGUGAAUUGGUUUGCGAACGAGCCGGGUCACUACCCCUCCUGGGGAAGCACGGAUGAUAUCACCGUGACCUAUGCGAAGGGUGAAGCCAAGACUGUGACGGUCAAGGACAACAAUGCAGUCACGGGCUACGCCUUCUGUGACAUCGUGCAUACCAUCUUGAGGCAGAACUUCGAUCAGGCGCAGCGUGGACAAUGCGCCCCAACGGCGGUGCUGAUGGCGCUCAGCAAUGUGAAUCCGGCCAAGGCCAUCAAGAUCGGGCUCGAGUUAUUCUGGACAGGGACUUUUCAUGGCGUUCCACCCCAGUUCGAUCAGUGCCACUACAUUUACGACGACAUGCCGCCGGGUGUCGUGCCUUUUGAUGUGGGCCAACCUGGGACGGAAGGCUCCGGAAGCAAGCCCUUGCCGAUGCCAUGCCUCGGCAACGCAAACGACUGCGAACAGAGCACCGGCGCACCCAACACAAAUGCCGGCUUGCAAGGCAUGUGGGCAAUUAAGAUGACGGCUCUCCGGGAUUUUGCAACCGCGAAGAGCUGCGAUGCGUGCGCUCGGAAAGCUUGGGUCACCUAUCCAGGCAUGAGCCCCGAGCACCAAGCGUUGAUCAGCGACGGCUGGUUUUUUGGGCCCCUGAGGCAGAUGAUGGAGAUCCUCUUUCAGGCACCAGUACGGCUGGACAAUAUGCCGAACAGGGCAGACCAACGGUUCAUGAAGGAGACAAUGGAUUUGAUCUGCAGCAUGAAGGGAGGUGCAGUGGUGGGGAUUGCCUCUUCGGUUCUGAAGAUGGUGAACAUCGCGCUGCACAAAGUUGGAGCAGGCAGCCGGGAACGGCCGUGGCGUUCAAGAGACUGGUCUUGGAGGUGUGGGGAGAACCAGUGGAGCAGCACUUCAGACCAUGCGGCUUACAUUGAUUCCUGCGACGGGGACAUCGUAUCAAUCUGGACAUGGUCGGGACGCCUCUUCAUCGAUCGUGAGACUUUGCUUACCUGGGGAUCGGACACCAAGAAUGGCCUACCAUGUCCCGGCGAGUCUGGACCCGUAAGCAGUGCUCUUUUCGAGUUCAUUGAGGUGCCACAUCCCGGUUCCGAUUAA
Molecule: messenger RNA, 1362 nt
Organism: Symbiodinium necroappetens
Lineage: Eukaryota; Dinophyceae; Suessiales; Symbiodiniaceae
Source: the annotation of a GenBank genome assembly